This is a messenger RNA of Monoraphidium neglectum, 1746 nucleotides long. RefSeq lists its product as hypothetical. Lineage: Eukaryota; Viridiplantae; Chlorophyta; Chlorophyceae; Sphaeropleales; Selenastraceae. The record is from RefSeq and is a predicted model, not a curated record. The coding region runs from base 1 to 1746 and encodes 581 amino acids. Gene Ontology annotation, molecular function: protein binding. The transcript is spliced from 8 exons.
AUGGAGGACAUCACUUCCGGUUCAGGGUGGUCGGCGGUUCCUCCGGAGCUGCUGCGUAAAGUGGUCAUCCACUUGCGGGCCGCGGCCUACCCGCGAGAGCAGGCCGCCGCGGCGCUGCAGGCGCUGCGCCGCACGUGUGCGGCGUGGCGCGCGGUGCUCGACGCGGAUGUGGCCCACCUGGCGCCGACGGUUCCGCUGGACAACGCGGCCGCGCUGUUCACGCACUUCCCUGGCUGCACCAGCCUGGACCUGUCCCGCUUCCAGGCGCCGACAGCCACCCUCUACCCCCACUUCCACAAGCUCACGCUUAGGUCGCUGGUGCUGGGAGACCUCCGGUCAGAGUCGUACGACGGCACGCCCCAGAUCGCGCUGCCGCUCGCCGCGCUGGCGUCGCUCACGCGCCUCGUUGUCCCCGCGGACUUUCUUCUCGUGCCCAGCGUCCUCGCCGCGCUCGCGGAAGCCUGCGCAAAACUGCCCGCGCUCGCGUCCCUCGAGCUGCCGCGCAUGGUGCUGACGCCACACCGCGUGGCCGAGCUGACGGCGGCGCUGUCGCGCUGCGCGACGCUGCGGGCGCUCGCGCUGGGCGGCGCGGGGGCGCCCAUGAUGGCGGGGGACCUGGGAGGCCUCAUCAAUGGCUGCGGCGCGCAGCUGGAGGCGCUGCAGCUCGACCGCCUCGGCGUCCGCGCGCUGCCGCCCGCCGUCGCGCGCCUGACGGCGCUGACCGCGCUGCGCUUCCGCGGGGAGGCCAGCCGCGGCGUGCAGCUCGCGGCGGCGGACGUGUCGGGCCUGGCGCGCCUGAGGGUGCUGGACCUGGGGGCCAACCUGGCAGAGGCGCUGCCGCAGGGCACUACCGGGCUGGACGGGCUCGAGGAGCUGCGCGCACCCAUGAACCGCGUGUCGUGGGGCGCCGUCCCCCUCUCUGGCCUCAGCUCGCUCCGCCACCUGGACAUCUCCAACAACAAGACUGCGGCUGUCCACCCCAGCCUGUGGACGCUGGGGCGCCUGACGCACCUGGACCUCAGCCACAACAGCAUUGACCGCGUUGACCCCCAGAUCAGCGCGUUGACCGGGCUGCAGGAGCUCCGCCUCUGCCACAACUCGCUGGCCGAGGCGCCCCUUUCCCUGGCGCCGCUGACCGGCCUGCGGCUGCUGGACAUGGGCCACAACACAGAGCUGCGGGAGCUGCCCGGCGGCAUCGGGCAGCUGCUCUCGCUGCGCACGCUGCUGCUCAGCCACAUGCGCAUCAAGCAGCUGCCGCCCGACCUCGGCGGCGCAGCCGCGCUCGCGCACCUGGACCUGUCGCACAACAGCCUGCAUGCGCUGCCGCCGCUGCUGAGCGCGCUGACCGCGCUCACGCUGCUGUCUGCGGCGGACAACAAGCUCCACCAAAACACGGCGGUGCCGGAGGCGCUGGGGUCGCUGCGGCGGCUGCGGAUGCUGCUGCUGGCGCGGAACAGGCUGCAGAACCUGCCGGAGGCGAUAGGGGCGUUCACGGACCUGAGGCACCUGGAUGCCAGCGGGAACCGCCUGCAGGCCGUCCCCCGCGCCAUCGCGGGCUGCACCGCGCUGGAGGUCCUGCUGCUCUCGGGCAACCGCCUGCGCGGCCUGACCAGCGGCAUCGGCCACUGCCAGGCGCUGCGCGUGGUGGAUCUCGAGUCAAACGCCUACCGCCACCUGCCGGCCCCACUGGGGACGCUCACGCAGCUGAAGCCUUCUCUGCGGACUGGCGCGGACCUGGGGCCGUGA